Molecule: messenger RNA, 444 nt
Organism: Lichtheimia ornata
Lineage: Eukaryota; Fungi; Mucoromycota; Mucoromycetes; Mucorales; Lichtheimiaceae
Exons: 2
Coding region: 1-444 (147 amino acids)
Source: RefSeq, a predicted model, not a curated record
AUGUAUCGAUUGACUUUGGUUAAACGUAGUGCCAUCACCAAAAGCAAACCUUUGAUCCCAUGCACACAACACGCUCGUUGGAUGGCACAACGACCUGCUGAUUUGGAACAUGAAGAAUACAAGCCUUGGGCUAACGAGAAUUCUACCUGUGGCACCACUCGUGAGACGGUGGAUCGUCGAGUUGCAUCCGACAACUGCGUAGAUGCAGAAAAGGAAUUAAAUGAAGAUCGAGAAGAAUCAGAGUCAAGAGGAGAGCCUGGUGUGCUCGAAUACAGUGCUGCCAAUUCACGUAUGUCACAACAAACCAAUGGUGAAGAUGGUAUGUGGAGACAAUCGGACGUGGAUCGCAACCCCUCUCGUUACGAACAACAGCCAAAACGACCACCUCCAAGGGAAGGUUUAUUCAAGCCAGCCAAAAAAAAUGUAUACAGGAACUUGACAUAG